Molecule: messenger RNA, 2932 nt
Organism: Carcharodon carcharias (great white shark)
Lineage: Eukaryota; Metazoa; Chordata; Chondrichthyes; Lamniformes; Lamnidae
Exons: 4
Coding region: 415-1479 (354 amino acids)
Biological process (GO): recombinational repair; cellular response to ionizing radiation; DNA damage checkpoint signaling
Cellular component (GO): nucleus; chromosome
Source: RefSeq, a predicted model, not a curated record
AGAGAGCGGGACAGAUUGAAGCAGAAACACAGCCAUUGAGAUCCUGCAAUAGAAACUGUUCAGAAUAGAAGCGGGUAAAGAGUAUUUGAAAGGUAGAAAUAAUAAAGGGUAGUUAGACGGAGUAAAGCCUGGGAUAGAGAGCAAGGCUUUUAGGGAAUGGCGUGUAACCUAGCACCUUGUAAUUGGUACCCAGGAAGAACAACAUCCUGAAACAGUGCAGCUGGAGUCAAAGAUCUGCGAACACGGAACAGGAAGGAUGGUCACAGCUUGGCCUAUUACAUCGGCCAGCACUCUACUGAAGGAAUCAGAGAAGCACAGUAAGAUGCUUUAGAAUAUCAGCUAGGGAGGAUACCAAUGUUGCCAUCCAGCAGGAUACGUCAGAAUUUUUGAGAAGGUCAAGAUGUUGGGUGCUUGAUGCCCCGCAAGAAGAAGCCCAGCCAAUCCAAGAAGCCCCCUUUGCUGUUUCUGGAGAGUCCACAAAAAGGAGAAAAGUGUAGGCAAGUGGUGCCUCUACCAUCUGCGGUAAACCCACGCCAGGUAUCCUGUGUGCCAGUUCACCAGUCUUCGUUCACUUGGGUGCUGCCACAGUUUGAAUUUUCAGACACAACAGUUCAAGGAUCAAGACAAAAGCAACACAAAAAUAACACAUCUGACAGUACAGCACAACACAGGAACUACAAAGAGAAGCAGAGUACUGCACCAAAAGCAGGAGCUGUGAGAAAAUCACAUGUUAACAUUGUCCCCUUGACCUUUUUGGGCUGUGAUGAGUUGCCUGUUCAGAAGGAGAACCACAAAGUUCAUCCUAGCACCUGUCAGAAAGUUGGAACCCAUGGACAAGCUAGACUGCCAACAAAUAAAACUUCAUUUAUGGGAAACACCUACCAAGGACAUAAAGAUGACAGUUCCUUGGCAAGGGUUCAGAAUUCAGAUGCCUUGGGUCAGAAGCUCAAAUGUAGGCAAAGGUCUAUGUCGAAGGGCAUCUUGGUUGGUAAAAUAAGCUGUGCCACAAGUACAGGAUGGAAUAUACCCCACAGUUCUGUGAAAUGCUCCAGUUUCAGUUCUCCGUUGUAUUGUAUCAACCGCCAAACUAGUGCAAACUCUGGUGGUAAGGAGCUCUCCCUUUCUGAUCACUUUGCUGAAUCAUUUGAUGAGGUAUUCAUUCUACCACAAGUUAGCACUCCCACAAUUGAUGGCUUACUUCCAGUAGCUAACUUGAAAAAAAAUAUUGGUAGAUUAGGGGACAGGACACCAGACAUACGCAAUAUGAUUGCUUUCUGUGGUAGACCGGAGGACUUGGACACAUCAUCUGGACUAAACAAUGAUUCUUCUGAGGAAUCCCUGUCUUCGGAGGUUUGGGUGCAGGACACUCCAGAGCGUGAAUAUGGAGUCAAAGCGACUUGGCGAAGACGGCCACACAUUAUGCAAUAUUUGAAAGAUCGUGGGAAACUAACCAAUAGCGACGUGCUUGUUGGCACAUAGGGGACACUCUCACAUUGACAAAAGUUCUAUUCAUUGCAAUGCAGAUAGUGACCUGUCCAUUUCAAAUGUUACCAUUGAUAUGAUUUUCUGGGUAUUGGGUUGGUUGGGGCUAUGUAGGAGCACUGUCUUAACCUAUGGUUGUCAAUGUUGCUAUGCAGCUUGUCCAGACCUGCAGGACUUUGACAUUCAUUGGAUUUAAUAUAAAAUCUCCAUCCUCAACUUUGGUAUCUCCCAUGUCAGCGCAACAUCAGGUCCUUAUUCCAUUAAAUAUGCCUUAGGUUAAUGUAAACUCAUGUGACAUUGUGAAAAAUCACUGUAAUUGGCUCAUGCCCACAAUAAUUCGUGUUGUAUAUCUUCAUUAGUGAUGUGUUUGAAAUGAUCACCCCGCUAUGCAUCCCCUUAUUCCAGAUUUUUAGAAUAAAAGUAAUUUCCAUCUGCAAGCUGUAAGAAUUCUAUCCCAUGGAUAUCACAUCAAUUUCAAACCAUUCCUACUGAUUAUAGGUCAUAGCAUAAAACUACCUGUAAGCUGAAAAUAAAUUGGCAAUUUGAAUCAAGUCAGCCAGUGGCUGAUUUGAGAAAUGGAAAUGUUACAUUGGUAUAGUUUAGGUUUUUCUUCCAAAAUCGGCAUUUCAACUGUAAUUUGGGAAUAUUUUGGGAAAUUUAUCGUCUUACCUGAAUCCCUUAACCUUUCCCUCAGCUUAAUGUGCAGUAAAAUGAAAAAUUACGAAAAAAUAUAGGCAGAACGGAGGUUUAAGUUUAAUUUCAACAUUGUGAAGGCUACAUUCGGGGGAAAGGAUUGGGGGAAAAAAUCAGCUAUCUUUGUCAAAUUUGUUCCCAUGUUUUAAACUAUUUUAUUAACCUGUAUCCUGACAUGGCAUUGCUUGUCCAGAGGAGAAGUAAUAUCUGGUAUGGGGAACAUGAAAAUAAGGAACUGCAACAGAAUCCGACAAAUUGGCUUAUCCAAUUUGUGGCCACAAUCUCUGGUCCUCAAGCCAAGUCACUCCGACCUAUAUGUACAUAGAUUCCUGAUUUCUUGGUUUGUUUUCUGAUUUGGUGCCCUGGCAAUUUUGAUUGUUUCUAGUGCUGCUGCCUUACAGGUAUAUGAAUGCUAAAGCAGAACAUCUGGAUUUGCAACUUUAGAAACUUACGGAUUGAUGUGAAUGUGGGUUUAAACUUAAUAGUUGGGCCAUGGCACAUAGCUAUGACCCACAAGGAUAAGAGUUUGAACACCCUGCAACAAAUGAUUAGAAAAUUCCUCAGAGCAAAAGAUUUUCUCUAUUCUGCCAAUACUUAUUGUGGAGAAUGAGCUGUGACCAGUUUGUAUAGGAUUGAUAUUAGAAAGUAUUCACUUAUUUUAGUGCACUUAAAAAAAACUCAUUAAUUUUCUUCUCUCUUGAUUCUUGUUCCUUCCUGUAGUACAGUUCCAAGUAGUAAAAUGAGCCAAUUGCUUUCA